UGUUUGGAAUAAUAACUGGACAAAUGAAUGAGACAGUCAUAAUUCAACUGGAAGAUUGCCCUGACACCGAUGUAAUCGACAUUGUCCAUCUGCUUCAAAGACCAAAUACACUUUCUGAAGAUGAGCGUGCAAAAGUGAAUGACCUGGCUGUCAGUUGGGAUCUGCCUCGGGUCACUGUGGAAAACAGACUGUGGCUAGCCCAAAGCCGCCUUCACCAUGAGGUCAUUGGCCGGCGGGAGAAACAGAUGCAGCAGUUGAAAAAAGGACUGAAGGAUACUGGAGUUUUGCGCAUGGUUAAAGAACGAUCUUCUCUCAUUGAAGUCCUAUUUCCACGAUCAUCUUCCCUGACAAUUGUUGCACAGAUGAUCCUGGAAAAAGUAAUAUGGCCAAACCCUGACAGUGAUGAUGAGGAGAACUUCAAUCUGGAAACAUGCUGCAGAAUCACAUCCUAUUUACGGCAAUACAUUGAACAAGGUACACCACAAGAGCUGAAAAAUCUUGUUGAGUUUUGGGUUGGCUGGACAAGCCUACCACAGGAACUGUACGUGGAAGUGUCACCUGACGUCAGAAUGCCAACUGCCUCAACAUGCAGGGAGACACUUAAAAUCCCACUGCAUUACAGUGGUUAUGAAGAAUUCUGCGCUGAUAUAAAUGCAGCUGUGUCCAGCAACAGCUUUGGUUUUGGUUUAGUUUAAAAUGAAUAUUUCGUAAACCCUCAUGUUGUCUUAGGGUUCUGUUUGGAAUUUUGAGACUUUUGUUACAUUAUUUGUCUAAACGCAUAAUAAACCUAGGUUUG
This is a messenger RNA of Carassius carassius (crucian carp), 796 nucleotides long. RefSeq lists its product as uncharacterized. The coding region runs from base 24 to 695 and encodes 223 amino acids. Lineage: Eukaryota; Metazoa; Chordata; Actinopteri; Cypriniformes; Cyprinidae. The transcript has 6 exons. Gene Ontology annotation, molecular function: ubiquitin-protein transferase activity. The record is from RefSeq and is a predicted model, not a curated record.